Drosophila albomicans is the source of this 1178-nucleotide messenger RNA. RefSeq names its product peritrophin-48. The record is from RefSeq and is a predicted model, not a curated record. NCBI's taxonomy places the organism in Eukaryota, Metazoa, Arthropoda, Insecta, Diptera, Drosophilidae. The coding region runs from base 88 to 1140 and encodes 350 amino acids. Gene Ontology annotation, cellular component: extracellular region. Gene Ontology annotation, molecular function: chitin binding. The transcript is spliced from 2 exons.
GUCGAGUGUUAUUCAAUAAGCGCCAGUCUUGCUGCUCACUUAGUCGAAGUAAAGUCUUUUAGUUUGCUGUUGUUUAAUAUAGUAAAAAUGAUUUCGAUUAGAUUAAACUGCGUAUUAUUGAGCUUCGCGCUGAUUGCUUUCCAAAGUGUAAAUUGCGCAUUCGAUCCGGAAUCAAUAUGCAGCCUAGUUAUGGACGGCAUCAAAAUGAAGGAUCCGCGAGCCUGCGACACGUGGAUAGAGUGCUUCAAUGGAUCACCGAUUAGCGGCAGCUGCGACGAAGGAUACUUCUAUGAGCGAGAGAGCCAAAGCUGCUUGCCUGCCGAUGAGGUCAAGUGCAUCUCCAGCAAUCCGUGUGCGGCAAUCGAAACUGGUUUCGCGGCUGAUCCUUAUUCCUGCAACGGUUACUAUUACUGCAGAGAGGGACAAGCGACGCUGGGUGAAUGCCGAGCGGGUUAUAACUAUAAUCCCGGACUGGAGACCUGCAUCAGGGAUUAUCCAUGCACAAUUGGCAUGGAUCCGAAUAGCAUUUGCAACAUACUGCCCGAUGGUGUGUUCAUGAAGGACAGCAGCAACUGCAAUGGCUGGCAAAUGUGCUGGAGGGGCAACGUGAUCAUCGACACCUGCAGCGACACCUUUUACUUUGAUGCCGCCCAGAGCAAAUGCGAAUACCCGCAGAAUGUGCAGUGCUCACAUACCGAACCCCCGCCCCAAAUGGCAGAUGCCGAGACAUGUCCUCAGUCAGACAUCUUUGUGUCCGAUGGCAAGACUUGCAACGGAUAUUAUUAUUGCCAUGAGAAUGCCGCAGGAGAAAUGCUGCUGUUGGCCGGCACAUGCUCGGAAGGACGUUUCUUCAAUGCUGCCCAGCAAGGCUCGUGUGUGCCCCAAGAGAAGUUGCAUUGCAGCUACGAUCGUUGUGUCAAUCGUGGGCAGUCGCAUGUUGAGCUGGCCAACGUGUCGGAUGAUGGAUGUCGUGGCUACGCCAUCUGUCAAGACGGAGUCACCAUCGGCACAGGCAUUUGUCCCGCUGACCAACCGUAUUUUGAUGAGCUGACACAACGCUGCACGAGUGAGAUCAUCUCGUAUGCUGCUUGUGCCAAGGAAGUCAAGGAAACCACCAUAGAAUAUAGCAUAAGAAAGUAGAAAAUAAUUAGAUAAUAAAUAAGUCGCAGAAAGUGUAA